Molecule: messenger RNA, 1405 nt
Organism: Nanorana parkeri
Lineage: Eukaryota; Metazoa; Chordata; Amphibia; Anura; Dicroglossidae
Gene: TTC31
Product: tetratricopeptide repeat domain 31
Exons: 15
Coding region: 33-1337 (434 amino acids)
Molecular function (GO): RNA binding; metal ion binding; protein binding
Source: RefSeq, a predicted model, not a curated record
UACAUCAUCACCUUGAGAAAUCGGAGAAUGCAAUGGACUUUGAAACGUCUGAAGGCAGCCAUAGCUGCAGGAAUGAGAUAAUGCACAGGAAGGAUCUUAACCUACAGGAGGAAGAAAUAAACUCUGAUGAUGAUCUGUCAGAUGAUGGUCAGACUAGACAAAAAGCGGAGAAACGCAGAGCCAAGAAGAAGAGACAAAGAGAACGUAAAAGGCUUGAGAAGAAAAAAGAUCUUGAAGAGAAAGAGCAGGAACCAGAGUGGGAUGUAAACAGUGCGUUUGUUGCCAAUGCCGCCAGUCAUAUCAGACCAAAGACCAAGGAUAAACUUGACAAGAAGCACAAUGCCAACAAAGAAAAUGAAGGGAAGAUGCAAGAGGGUGACUGCACAGAUUCUUCAAUCCAAAGAAGCCAAAACCUUGCUGAACAAGGCAUUCAAUUGGUGAAAGAUGGGAACUACACCAGAGCUAUUGAACUGUUUAGUGAAGCUAUCAGAUUAGAUCCAAAAGAUUACAGGUAUUUUGGCAAUCGUUCAUACUGCUAUGAACAACUGAAGCUCUACUCUAAGGCACUGAUGGAUGCAGAAACGUCCAUAGAGUUAUCUGCUGUCUGUCCCAAAGGAUAUUUCAGGAAGGGCAGAGCACUGAAAGGCUGCAUUAGGUAUAUGGAGGCAGAAGAAGCUUUCAAGAUGGUCUUACGUCUGGACAAAGGGUGCAAGGAGGCUCUGAAGGAGAUUCAUGCGUGUCAAGUUCUACAACUCAUGGUUCAUGGUUUUACCCAGGAGCAGAGUAUCAGUUUGCUGGAGCAAUACGAAUCUGUUACUGCUGUCAUGGAAGCUCCAAUUUCUGCUAAAGUGUUGCAAGAAAAUGUGAACCUGGAGGAGACGACAGAAGAGGAGCUGCUAUUCUUAAAUGAAUUACCUCAAAGCUGUUCUUUGUGGGUAGGAAAUAUCACAGACCAGAUAACAGAAAAGCUACUGAGGGACCUAUUUAAAUGUUACGGUGAAAUUCAUAGCGUCCGACUGCUUGGCGAACGUUUUUGUGCUUUUGUUAACUUUAAGUGUCCUGUUGCUACAGCCAAUGCACUGGAGGGACUGCAGGGUAAAGAAAUCGAGAACACAAGGUUAUUGAUCCGAUACCCAGACAAGCCUUACCGACCCACAACUGUGACCACUUCUGAAGCACAAACCAAGGCAGCUGCAAUAAAUGCAAAGAAGAAAGUACCAUACAAAGCUAGUGAAUGUUACUACUGGAGGGCCAAUGGUUGCACUUAUGGAGACAAAUGCCGCUUCCUCCACAUCCCGGAGAACAAAGGUGCGGGCAAGAAGCCUUGGAAAUGCUGAUCUGUCCAAUCAGAAAGCACUACUUCUAAUCAAGAUCACGGUUUCAAGAGUGCUGAAGAAUGUUUCAA